AUUCAAGAUUUAUUGACGAUGGCGCAACUUACAUCAUUGUUUUAUAAAGGGUUGGAAAUUGAGGAUUUCUCAAGUACUUCUGUAUCCUUUCUUCAACCUCAAAUGAUUUUUGAGUAGUUUAGAAAUUUCGUUCCCCAUUACGUGGAUUAAAACGGUGAAAGGAAGAGUUGGCGCAUAACACCUCGUCAGAAUCAUGGGUCAAACUGGGACAUCAUCUUUCCUCUUUUGCACUCUUCAACUCACAGUGUUGUUGGCAGUUUUUUCAUCUGAAAUUACAUUUGUUACAGCGGUGAAUUCAAACCCAAGCCUCGGAACAAACUCUUCCAUUGGCAACCAGACUAACAAGAAGUGUGAUUCAGUGGGUACUGAAUGCAAAGUGGGUGUCAUUCUGCCCAUAUGGUUACCAGAGAACCCAUCCUUUGGAGAUAAACUGGCAAGAGCCACAGUUUACUUUGUGGCCUUGUUUUACAUGUUCCUGGGGGUCUCUAUCAUUGCGGAUCGCUUCAUGGCAUCCAUCGAGGUAAUUACAUCACAAGAGAGGGAGAUCACCAUCAAGAAACCAAAUGGUGAAAAAGUGACAACCACUGUGCAUGUAUGGAACGAGACAGUGUCCAACCUGACCCUUAUGGCCCUGGGUUCCUCCGCCCCGGAGAUUCUACUGUCCGUCGUUGAGGUGUGCGGUCACAACUUUGACGCAGGUGAUCUGGGCCCGAACACCAUCGUUGGUAGUGCUGCCUUCAACAUGUUCGUUAUCAUUGGAUUCUGUGUUUCUGUCAUUCCUGAUGGAGAGCACCGGAAAGUCAAACAUUUGAGGGUAUUUUUUGUUACCGCCACCUGGAGUAUAUUCGCGUACACCUGGCUUUAUCUCAUCUUGGCUGUCAUCUCACCGGGCAUCGUACAGGUGUGGGAGGGCCUUGUCACACUGUUUUUCUUCCCAUUGUGUGUAGGGAUGGCUUACGUUGCGGAUCGCAGACUUCUUGUCUAUAAGUACAUGUACAAGCGCUACCGCGCAGGGAAACGAAGGGGGGUGAUCAUUGAGACGGAAGGGGAGGCUCAACUUCCUUCAAAGAUGGACAUUGAAAUGGAUGGGAAAAUGCUCAACUCAGAGGGCUUCAUGGACGUAGCGAUGGGUUUUGAUGAGAAGGACCUGGAUGAGGAGGAGGCCAGGAAGGAAAUGGCCCGGAUCCUGAAGGAACUGAAGCAGAAGCAUCCAGAGAAGGAGACAGAGCAGCUGAUAGAACUCGCCAACUACCAGGUAUUGACACAGCAGCAAAAGAGUCGCGCCUUCUACCGAUGCCAGGCUACCAGGAUCAUGACGGGAGCAGGGAACGUACUGAAGAAGCAUGCAGCAGACCAAGCCAGGAAAGCUGUUGGUGCAUACGAGAUCCGCUCCGAAGUUUCGGAGAAUGACUUUUCGUCAAAGAUCUUCUUUGACCCCUGUACAUACCAGUGCUUGGAGAACUGCGGUACAGUGGCCUUGAAUGUAGUACGCCUUGGUGGGGACUUGACUAACACUGUUUCAGUGGAAUACCGUACCGAAGACGGCACAGCCAAUGCCGGCUCGGACUACCAGUUCACUGAGGGCGUUGUGGUGUUCAAACCUGGUGAGACUGAGAAGGAGAUCCGGAUAGACAUCAUUGACGAUGACAUCUUUGAAGAGGAUGAGCAUUUUCUGGUCCACCUUAGCAAUGUGAAGGUCAUAUCCGAGGGCACUGGCUACGGACAACCAAGGGCUAAUCACGUGGACACUUUGGCGGGCCUUGGCCUGCCCUGCUCAGCCACUGUGACUAUCUUUGACGAUGACCAUGCCGGGAUCUUUACUUUUGAAGAACCGGUAAUGACCGUGAGCGAGAGUAUCGGCAUGAUGGAAGUAAAGGUUCUUCGUACCUCAGGAGCACGGGGACUAGUGGUCGUACCAUACAAGACCAUUGAGGGUACAGCAAAAGGAGGGGGAGAAGACUUUGAAGAUAUGCACGGAGCGCUGGAAUUCCAGAACGAUGAGAUCUUCAAAACUAUACAGAUCAAUAUAAUCGAUGACGAGGAAUAUGAGAAAAACAAGAACUUCUUCCUUGAGAUGGGAGAGCCUGAGCUGCUGGAGAUGAGUGAGAGGAAAGCUGUGUUGCUUCAAGAAAUUGGUGGAUUCGUGAAGACAGACAAAAGGCUUUAUGGCAGGGACGUCUACCGGAAAGUGCAGGGUAGGGAUAACCCUGUCCCCGCCACCAUUAUCAGCAUUGCAGAGGAAGGGGACGAGGAAGCUCUCUCCAAGAAGGAGGAGGAGGAACGGCGCAUCGCUGAGAUGGGCCGGCCUACCCUCGGGGAGCACGUCAAACUGGAAGUUGUCAUCGAGGAGUCGUAUGAGUUCAAGAACACAGUGGAUAAGCUGAUUAAGAAGACCAACUUGGCUCUAUUGAUUGGAACCAAUAGCUGGAGGCAGCAGUUUAUGGAAGCUAUCACAGUCAGCUCCGGCGAUGAUGAUGAGGACGAGUGCGGCGAGGAGAAGCUGCCCUCCUGCUUUGAUUACGUCAUGCACUUCCUCACCGUCUUCUGGAAGCUCCUGUUUGCCUUUGUGCCGCCCACCGACUACUGGAACGGCUGGGCCUGCUUCGUGGUCUCCAUCAGUAUGAUUGGCCUGCUCACCGCCUUCAUUGGAGACCUGGCCUCCCACUUUGGCUGUACCGUGGGCCUCAAGGACUCCGUGACUGCCGUGGUGUUUGUGGCGCUCGGGACGUCUGUGCCAGACACGUUUGCCAGCAAGGUAGCUGCAAUCCAGGACCAGUACGCCGACGCCUCCAUCGGCAACGUAACAGGCAGCAAUGCCGUCAACGUCUUCUUGGGGAUCGGCGUGGCCUGGUCCAUCGCCGCCAUCUACCACAAUUCCAAGGGAAAUGACUUCCGGGUGGAUCCGGGCACCCUGGCCUUCUCCGUCACCCUAUUCACCAUCUUCGCCUUUGUCGCCGUGGCCGUGCUGAUGUACCGGCGCCGGCCUGAGAUUGGGGGCGAGCUGGGUGGGCCCCGGGGCCCCAAAAUCGCGACCACCUGUCUCUUCUUCAGCCUGUGGCUCAUGUACAUCGUAUUCUCCUCCCUGGAAGCUUAUUGCCACAUCAAGGGCUUCUAACUUCUCUAUAAAGGAUCUGAAAGCAAGAUUCAAAAAGCAAUAUUUAAAAGAUCUUUGAAAGCUUUAGCUUCUAGAGUCUUCAAAAGCUUCAGAAAGAUCUUCGAAAGCUUCUUAGUCUUUGAAAGCUUCUAAAAGGUCUUUAUAAAGCUAUUCAAAAGUAUUUGAAAGCUUCUAAAAUGAAAUUGAAAGAUUGAAAAAAAUAAUAAUAAUUAUCGCUUUCAUCCAAGACCUCUGAACUAUGUACGAUUAAAUCCAAGGGUUUUGGAGGCAUUGGCGUGUCACAUCCAAGGUCUCCUACACCAUUGACUACCACGUCCCGUUGUCCUAAAUCUAACAUCCAUGACUUCCAAUGCUUUAGCCAUCUACUGCCACAUCCAAGACAUGUGAAGAAUCCACUACUACAACUAAAGGCCUCUAAACCAACACCAGCAGGAUGGUGGCCCAAAGAAAUUCAAACGUGAAAACGUUUUUCUAACUAUUAAUUUAGUGUUUGUCCUCUAGCUCCUUCAAUCCUGUUGUUGCAGCUUUAUUUUAAAUGGAAGCUCUCUGUUGACUUUCAUUGGAUCAAGACUCCUAAGGCUGUGUAUCCACAAAUGUAAUUUCAGAUGAAGCAAAAAACUUGCUUGUUUGGUUAUACAGAACUUCAAAGCUAUGCCUAAAAGUGCUGCUGGCUGGCGUCCACGAUUUCGAUUCAGUGCCCCCCCCCCCCCCAAACAAAAAAAUACACUAGACAAAUAUGUCAUAAUAUUCCUGUAACACAGAAAUGUGAGUGGUUGUUUAAAUGCGAAGGGCAUAUGGAUGAUAAAUACAUAGUUACCGAGGUAAAUACCUAAAUGAGACUAUAACUCCUGUUAUGUCUUCACAGUACAGUUGCAGUCAUGACUGCAUCUCCAAUACUUCAUACACUAAAGAAACCUUUCCUUACUAGAAGAAUGUCUUGAUAUAAAAUGUCACUAAUGCACAUGUUAUAUAUUUUUAGGAAUUCCCCAUGAAACAUUUAUCAGCGACAAUACUAUUACACUAGACAAGUCAAUAAAUUAUGAAUUAGAGGUGUGUAACGGGAUUCUUCUGUCAAAGGAGAGGAGGACCAAAAUGCAGCGCGGUUGAAAUUCAUGUUUGUUUUUAAUAAGAAAACUAUACAUGAAUAAACUACCAAAAAACCAAACGUGUAAACCCCAAACAGUCCCAUGUGACACUAACACUGACACAGGAGACAAUCACCCACAAAACCCAACACCAAACAGGUUACCUAAAUAUGGUUCCCAAUCAGAGACAAUGACUAACACCUGCCUCUGAUUGAGAAC
This is a messenger RNA of Oncorhynchus gorbuscha (pink salmon), 4419 nucleotides long. It is a transcript of the gene slc8a1a, whose product is annotated as solute carrier family 8 member 1a. Gene Ontology annotation, cellular component: sarcolemma; postsynapse; axon. The transcript is spliced from 11 exons. The coding region runs from base 194 to 3115 and encodes 973 amino acids. Gene Ontology annotation, biological process: sodium ion transmembrane transport; calcium ion import across plasma membrane; cell communication. Lineage: Eukaryota; Metazoa; Chordata; Actinopteri; Salmoniformes; Salmonidae. Gene Ontology annotation, molecular function: calcium:sodium antiporter activity. The record is from RefSeq and is a predicted model, not a curated record.